GCGAAGAUGUUAUCAGAUCCCGAGAAUCGGGGCGAACGGCAACAACACAUCAACUUCGAUACGUUGGGCACGUGCAGAGCAUAUCACAUCAACUUCGAUACGUUGGGCACGUGGGAUAAUCGCAUUGACUUUAAUCUAUUGCUUCAGCAGAGCAUAAAACACGGCAAACCUAUACCCAAGAUAUCGGCCGAAGACAUCGGCUUUGCCACCGCUUUGGGCAGAAGAAUGACUAACGAAGACAUCUAUAAUGUGACAGAAAUUGAUACAAAUUUGUUAUAUUUCGGUGUCUUUGACGGACACGGAGGACAGGCGUGCGUUCAGUACUGCAACGAUAAUAUGAUAACACAUAUCAAGUAUUGGCUCAAUAGGGAUGAGAAGGACUUGCAGUUUAUUUUGGAAAACUCUUUCCUAGAAUUAAAUAACUCUUUCGCCCGAUUCGUGACAUUCAAUCCGUUCGUCGAGGGCCGCAACUCGUUUUCGGGAACCACUGCCACAGUGUGUUUGUUGAGGAAUGGCAUUGAGUUGGCUGUCGCUCAUUGCGGUGACAGUCGAGCCCUGUUGUGCAGGAAUGGCGAAGUGAUGCGUUUGACGACUGACCACAACUCUAACGUUACGGCAGAAAAAGAGCGGAUCAUUACAAGCAAUGGUUUUAUCAAAAAUGAUAGCUUAGGCGUCGGACUCGUCAACGGAAGACUCGCGAUGACGCGAAGUAUCGGUGACUUAGAUCUGAAACCAUACGGAGUGAUAGCACUGCCCGACACCCGAAUCAUUGAAAUAAAACACGGAAGGGAUGCGUUCGUAAUACUGACCACCGAUGGCGUCAAUUACGUGAUGAGCGACAAGGAAGUGGUGGAUGCGGUGCAGAGUUGCGGCAAACCGUCAGAAGCGGCCCAAUUCGUGACGGAUCAGGCGCUGCACUACGCGUGUCAGGACAACGCCACGGCUUUGGUGGUGCCGNAAUAUCUAUACAAUCAGUUACAAUGA
Medioppia subpectinata is the source of this 984-nucleotide messenger RNA. The record is from the annotation of a GenBank genome assembly. NCBI's taxonomy places the organism in Eukaryota, Metazoa, Arthropoda, Arachnida, Sarcoptiformes, Oppiidae.